Molecule: messenger RNA, 2472 nt
Organism: Plasmodium cynomolgi strain B
Lineage: Eukaryota; Apicomplexa; Aconoidasida; Haemosporida; Plasmodiidae
Exons: 2
Coding region: 1-2472 (823 amino acids)
Source: RefSeq, a predicted model, not a curated record
AUGAAGAAAAGUUUCGUGGCAAUUUUUGCCUGCCUCCUUAUCUUUAACGCUGCAUAUUCCUUAAGUCUAAGCAGCGUGAAUGAACAUGUUUAUGACCAUUUGACCAGGGAUAACAGUGACGAAAAUGGCGAUUUAAAUUUAAUGCAAAAUAGCUUUCCUCACAGAAUUAAACGGAGGUAUAACAACAAUUUAAGCAAUGAAUCAGAUAGUGCAAUGCAACCCGGUGAAAUGCGCAGAGACAGUUCUGUAUAUUUAGAUUUCACAAAUCAUAGUGCACAUUUAGAAGGAGAUUCUUCACCCACUGCUGCUGCAGUGGAUAAAGGCAGAAAUAACUUCCAGCGCUCACAAAAAAAUACACUACCUAGCACGGAAAAAAAAGCUGUAGUUGAUAGCACCCCUCAGGGGGCAAAUACGCACGGUAGGAAGUACAGCACUUGGAUUACAAAAAGUGAACAAGAAAAAGAACGUUCUGUUCGAAGUAAAAAUGAUGUUAAAAGGAAUGGCACUGAGAGGGGAUUAUUUAGGAAAGGUGAUACAGACAGCAAGCCUCAACUAACCAAUUUUGAAGACGACGUGGUUGAAAGCGGGGAUGAAGACGAUGGUUUCCCAAACACGGAUGGUGACUUAGGUGAUGACUCCAUCGACAAUUUGUUCGGCGGCGAUGAUGACUUAGGUGAUAGCUCCAUGGACAACUUGUUCGGCGGCGAUGAUGACUUAGGUGACAAUUCUGCAGAUAAUUUUUUCAGCGAUGAGGGAGACAGUUUGGUGCAUACCAGUAGUGAAGAGAUUGACAACGAUUUGGGGGAUAAUAUUUUAAGCGCGGAAGAUAGCGAUAGUUUGAUGGAUUCGAUCCAAGAUGAUCUUGGUGAUGGCUCUAUCGACCAAUUGUUUACCGAUGACAUCGAUAUGGAUAGCGGCGGUGAUUUAUUUAGCAUCCGGGGUGGCGAUCCACGUGGCGACAAUUUAUCAAACGAUGGUCACUACCAGUCAGAUAAUAGAGGAAAUGUCUCACUUGGUGACGCUUUGGUAGAUUCUUUAACGGAUGAGCCAAACGUGUUAGGCAGCAUUCGGGAUGACCUGCCCCUUGAUGACCCAUUGGAUAAUGUGCGUUCUACAUACAGUAGCAGUAGCAGCAACGGUAUGAGCAGCAAUAGCGGUGGGGUCCAAAUGGAUAAUGGGAAGAAAACUGACGCACAAGGAAAGGCCAUUCCCAGCAACGCGAAUGACUCGAAGGGCACGGAAAAAAACACAGUGAAGAGUAAGGAUGAGCCUAAAGGAGAAAGAAACUCAACACUCCCCGUCGAAUGGAGUGGUACCAGCAGGGGCGUCACUACUAAGGAGGGACCCCACAUUGAGGAAAGACCCCCAUUAGACAGCGUUAAUAAAAGGGGUAACAAAGGAGAGGAAAACGCGAAGGAAAAAAACAAUUUUGCAGAUGCGUCAAGCGCUGAGAACAGGGUGCGGCCGACCCUCAUCGAUGAAACCAUAAAAAUAACAGCCAACCCUAACUAUAAAGUAAAUCAAACGGAGGGGAAGGAAAAGAAGAAACGUGAUACUCAUCCCAAAGGUAGAGGGAAAAAGAAUCGACCUUCGUCCAAAAGAAGGAAUGCCAGAAGUUACAAAGUAGACAGGGGGGAAACCCGGAUGGAUAACUUGAGCAGAAGUGCGGAGCAGAGUGGUAAACCCACUUUACCUGAAGGGGGUGCACACAGUGGUAGCGAGAGCCCAUCGGACCUGUCCGUCACAAUAGAGUUGCCACGCGGAGAGGGUGAAGUCAAAAAAGCAGAAGCUGUUAUGAUCCCAGAGAAGGAAAGUACGGAGGAGGAAAAAGAGCUAAGCCUUCUCCAGAUGAGCGCUGAAAAGGGUGACCGUGCAGGCGAAGCGAACGAGAAUGCCGGCGAAGCGAACGAGGAUACCGACGAGGCGAACGAGGAUACCGACGAAGCGAACGAAGAUACCGACGAAGCGAAAGGUGAUCCCCAAGAUGAACUCUUCUCAGAAAAAGUGAAGGAAGAUAAAAACCUAGAAAGAUUCGGAGAAGAAGAAACUGUGGAAAACAUAGCAUCCCUAGAGCACCCACUAAUUAGGAGGAAAAAAAAUAUAGUAAAAAAUUCACGUAAGAUGUAUGAUUUAAGUCUGUAUAACUGUACCUUCAUAGAGGACUGGGACUUGAAUCAUGAGUACAUGGAUGAAGAGGGUACGUUGGUCAAGUUAAGUGGAUAUGUUUUCCAAAAUAUGGUGAAUUCGGAUUUGAUGCCCACGGCAAAUAUAACAGACUGGAAGUUAAAAGGAUCAUGUGAUUACGAUAAGUAUGUGUGUGGUGCUUUGGGCUACAUGAAUAACGUGUACAGCAAAGGUGAACGGGUUAUAUUUGAAGGUCGAGUGUACGAGGCCACCAGCGAUGCCUACGGCACUCCGAGGGAGAUGGAGAAUGUGUGGAUGGAGAAGACGGAUGACUGUUACGAUUUUUAG